ACACGGACACGAGAAGGCACAUAGGAACACCACACAGCGCUACUAGCAACAACAUGCUUAUUUUCAAGAACCAGACCGCGUAUAUACCAUCAAAAUCAGGCCGACAGCUGAACACGUGGGACGGCGAAGGCCCGUUCGGCACGCUGAGCGGUAGAGUAAUACCAGCUCUUUUCUAGAUCGAAGUAGAGGUACCUGAUGCAUUACCACUAAAUUGCUGGCUGAGCACAUGUCGUGUCUCUUCUUGGUCUGGCUUUUCUUCGCGUUGCGUUUUUUUACUUCAAUGUAAAGCUGGUAUGCGCAAUAUCACAAGCAGGGACACAGUAAGACCUUCUGCUCGACAAUGGGCUAUCGCAGGUGUACGACGGACCGACGGAGGACUCCCCCCUGAUCGCGACACUAUGCGGCCGUGGCCGUCUCAAAUCAAAUAUUGUCGCCACGGGAUCGGACAUGCUGGUGACAUUCGCCAGCUCGGCGGCGGGCCCUCUUCUCAACACCGGGUUCCACUUCAAGGCGGAUGCAGUGUUCGAUGCUGGAGAUGGGGAGCACGUCCAGCUUCGCAAUGGCACCUGCAUCAUUGAGAAGAAAUUAAGCGUACCAGCUGUAUUUGCAAGCCCCAGGUCCUGGUAUCCAGUGAACACUACCUGUUCGUACAAGUUCACUGCGCCCCCGGGAGAACUGGUGCACGUCGAGUUCCUGUGGUUUCGAGUGGAGCGCGUCACCCUUUGUGAGGAGGCGCUCCGAAUAUAUGACUCGCUGCGCCCUGACCCCCGCUACAUCAUCACCAAGCUGUGCGACACUAACAAACCGCGCACUGAGCAGCCCAGGACCGUGUUUGAAUCCACGGGGCCUGCUUUGCUGCUCCAGUUCACCAGCAGAACGGGCAGCAUGGAUGGCUCCUCCGUGAGCUUUGGCUUUGAGGUAAAAAAAAGGCAACUUGCCCCGUAG
Molecule: messenger RNA, 945 nt
Organism: Rhipicephalus sanguineus (brown dog tick)
Lineage: Eukaryota; Metazoa; Arthropoda; Arachnida; Ixodida; Ixodidae
Exons: 2
Coding region: 448-945 (165 amino acids)
Cellular component (GO): plasma membrane
Source: RefSeq, a predicted model, not a curated record